Messenger RNA from Rhizophagus irregularis DAOM 181602=DAOM 197198, 2499 nucleotides. The record is from RefSeq and is a predicted model, not a curated record. NCBI's taxonomy places the organism in Eukaryota, Fungi, Glomeromycota, Glomeromycetes, Glomerales, Glomeraceae.
AUGGGUCUAAAUGUUACCGACUUCGUUAAAAGGCCUUCCCUGGGUCGCGAAGGUCGAGAAAUACGCGUCCGUGCAAAUUUUUUUGAAAUUACCUCACUCCCUGAAGCUAAUAUUCACCAUUAUGAUGUUACCAUUACGCCACAAGUACCUCCCUUAUUGAAUAGAAAGGUUUAUCAAGUGUUUGAAAAAUCGAACUGUAACAACAAGGCCGUUUUCGAUGGGCGUAAAAAUAUUUUCACUUGUGAACGUCUUUCUUUCGAAGAUUCUGCCACUUUUGAUAUUACUCUUCCAGAAGAUGACGGUUCAACUUCAACAAGACGCCAACCGAGAGUUUUUAAGGUCAAAAUUAAAAAAGUGAAUGAAAUAAAUAUGGAAGAAUUGCAACGUUUUUUGGAUGGCAAAGCUCAAUGUAGUUCGAAUGUUUUAACAGCCAUUAUGGCUUUGGAUGUGCUAAUUAGACAUAAGCCUUCAAUGCAAUAUGUAACUGUUAGUAGAUCUUUCUAUACACGUGAGGGAUCUAGAAAUUUAUCCGGUGGCGUUGAAGCUUGGCAAGGGUAUUAUCAAUCUGCGCGUCCUACACCAGGUAAAAUGAUGAUCAAUAUUGACUUAUGUGCGACCGCAUUCUAUGAAAGUGGUCCUUUAGUCAAUGUUGUUGUUAAAAUGCUUGGAAAACAACAUCCCGAUGAUUUGCGCAGAGGAAUUAAUGAAAGGGAACGCGCUAAGCUUGAAAAAGAACUUAAAAAUCUUAAAAUUCGUGUUACUCAUCGUGGUGAAAAAAAUGCCAAACGACGUUACAGAAUUUCAAAGAUCACCCCUCAGGAUGCUCAACGAACAAAAUUUGAUGAUGCAGAUGGUCAUAAAAUGGAUGUGGCUUCAUAUUUUCAAAAAAACUACAAACGACUUACUUAUCCACACUUACCUUGUAUUGUGGUUAAAACGGACAAUUUUCUUCCAUUGGAAGUGUGUGAGGUUAUUGAAGGUCAGCGUCAUUUUCGAAAACUCAAUGAAAAACAAACUGCUGACAUGAUUAAGUUCACGUGCCAACAGCCAAAUAUUCGCGCAAACAAAAUCAAGAUGGGAUUUGAUACUCUUAAUUAUCGCCACAACGAACAAAUGAAUAAAUUUAAUAUGGAAGUAUUAAAUGAAAUGGCCACUGUACGAGCUAGAGUAUUACCUACACCUACAAUUAACUAUCAUCCUAGUUCUAAAGAUGCAACUUUUAUUCCAAGGGAUGGAGUCUGGAAUUUGAGAUAUAAGAAAGUUGUUACUGGUGCUACACUUGGGUCAUGGUCGGUUCUAGUCUUCGGAUCAGAACGCGAAUACUCAGCGCAUUCGGUUCAAAAUUUUGUUCGAGAACUAGUUACUACUUGCUCUGAUACUGGAAUGAAUAUUUCUAAUAAGAACCCACCAAUUUUACAUGCAAAUCCUCAAGGCAAUGUUGAAGAGAGUUUAAAACAAGCAUGGAUACGUGCUGGAAAUGCUGCAAAAUCAAAACCACAACUAAUUUUAUGUAUCUUACCCAAUACUGGUAUUCAACUUUAUGGCUCUAUCAAAUGCGCGGGUGAUACAGUCAUCGGUGUAGUAACUCAGUGUAUUCAAGGUAGACAUAUGUUAAAAGCUGGGAAACAAUAUUGCGCUAAUGUUUGUCUUAAAAUUAAUGUGAAACUUGGUGGAACGAAUUCUUUCCUUGCACCAAAUCAAAAUCCAUUUCUUCACGAAAAGCCUUCGAUUUUGAUGGGUGCUGACGUGACACAUCCUCCACAUGGUUCAAAUCGACCAUCAAUUGCGGCCUUAUGUGCUUCUAUGGAUUCUAGAGCUUCUCGUUACGCGGCUUCAAUAAGGCAGCAAGCUUCUCGUACAGAAAUUAUUUCUGAUUUGGCUGAUAUGGUUAAAGAUAUGUUAAAAACCUUUUAUCAGACUAGUGGGAAGAAACCUGAAAGAAUUCUUUUUUACAGAGAUGGCGUUUCGGAAGGUCAAUUUGAGCAAGUACUCAAUGAAGAAAUUAAAGCAGUAAAAUCCGCGUGUCACUCUCUUGAUCCAAAAUAUUCACCUACAAUUACAUUCAUCAUUGUUCAAAAACGUCAUCAUGCACGUUUCUUUCCAAUUGACAAGAAAGACUCAGAUCGAACUGGAAACUGUUAUCCUGGUACCCUUGUAGAAACUGACAUUGUUCAUCCCGUGGAAUUUGAUUUUUACUUACAAAGCCAAGCUGGAUUGCAAGGAACGUGUCGACCUACUCAUUAUCACGUUUUAUACGACGAAAAUGAGUUCACGCCCGACUCACUUCAAACUUUGUCAUACAACUUGUGUUAUAUAUACGCGCGAUGUACUCGAGUAGUUUCUUUAGUCCCUCCUGUUUAUUAUGCACAUCUUGUUUGUAGUCGAGCUCGUUUCCAUAUUCGUGGUGAUAAUUUCAGCGAAGAAUCAUCUACAGAAGGAGACGAAGUUGCUUUUGGUGCAGUGAAACCCGAAUUAUUAAAAGUUAUGUACUUUAUGUAA